UUAGCGUCAGUUGACGCAGAAUGGAUAUUUGGCCUCGAAUGGAGAGUAAUAUGUAGAUAACCAGCCAUUCAAUAUAUCAGCUCGACAUCUGGCAGAUAGGCUACUUCGUUACAUGCUGACGACGGGUCAUAGAACAGUCCGAAUUGUCCUAACUGGGACUACUUCUAUCUUUGCGGAGUAAUACCUUGUUGUAUGUACGUACUUGCACGCAGAGCGAGCAGGUGUAUGACGCAAAACGUUACAUUCAGCGAGGUGAAAUCCAAGCCUAUCUUGGAAUUUUGCACAACUUACGACUAUGUAUUUGAUCAAAUAAUUGUAUUCGUUUACCGCUUUGAAGAAAAAGCAUCAGUCAAUAUUUUAAGGGCUCAGAAGAGUGUUUAAGGAACGUAUUUACAACAUGACGGUAAAGUGCUGGUGAUAUCUGUUGACUUGCUUUUGGCCACCCUUUAACCCCAGAAGAUAGCCUCUGUGCACACAGCCAGCAUGUCAGGGAGGUACACCCCCGCCCCAGGAGGGCCCUUCUCGGCACUCACCCCCAGCAUGUGGCCUCAAGACAUUCUGGCCAAGUACCAUCAGAAGGACCCUGUAGUGGAGUCAGUGGUUCAGUAUGAUGAGUUUGGGUUCAAGAUCGACAGUGAAGACGGCCUGGAGUCCCAUGAGUGGCUGGGGCGGGACGGAGCCCCCCAGCGCGAAGACCCCCAGCAGAGGCUGCGCUGGCAGGCCUACCUGGAGUUCUCCCACAACCACACGGUGGGCGACCUGACUUGGGAGCUCAUCUCGCCCUCACUGCCGCGCACCGACCGCCUGCGUUCGCUCGUCCUCGCCGGCAUCCCCCACACCAUGAGGCCACAGGUGUGGAUGCGGUUGUCUGGAGCCCUGCAGAAGAAGCGAACAUCUGAGAUGUCCUACAAAGAGAUUGUCAAGAACAGCUCCAACGAUGACACCACAGCAGCUAAACAGAUCGAGAAGGACUUGCUGCGGACUAUGCCCACCAACGCCUGUUUCAGCAGCCUGGCGAGCGUGGGGGUGCCCAGGCUGAAGCGGGUACUGCGGGGGCUGGCGUGGCUCUACCCCGACAUUGGCUACUGCCAGGGCACAGGCAUGGUCGUGUCAUGUCUGCUGCUCUUCAUGGAGGAGGAGGACGCUCUGUGGAUGAUGUGCGCCCUGAUCGAGGACCUGCUGCCUCCCUCCUACUUCUCGUCCACGCUGCUGGGGGUGCAGACAGACCAGCGCGUGCUGCGGCAGCUCAUCGUGCAGUACCUGCCCCGCCUGGACCGCCUGCUGCAGGAGCACGACAUCGAGUUGUCCCUGAUCACCUUACACUGGUUCCUGACCUCCUUCGCCAGUGUGGUGGACAUCCGCAUCCUGCUGCGCGUCUGGGACCUGCUCUUCUACGAAGGCUCGGUGGUGCUCUUCCAGGUCACGCUGGGCAUGCUCAAGAUCAAGGAGGAAGAACUUGUGGUGUCCGAGAACUCGGCGUCCAUCUUCAACACGCUGUCGGACCUGCCGAGUCAGCUGAACGACUGCGCGACCGUGCUGGGCGAGGCCGUGCGGCUGGCCGGCUCGCUCUCGCAGGACAACCUGGAGGCCCAGCGGCACAAGCACCUGGCCUACAUCCUGGCCGAGCAGGCGCAGCUCAACUCCAACAACCACCACCCGCACACCAACCUCAACGCACACCUCAACAAGGCGGUGCGCAGACAGAGCCUGCGCAGGAAGUCCACACUGAGCACGCUCCUGUGGGGGGAGGAGGACGCAGAGACACUCAAGGCCAAAAACAUCAAGCAGACGGAGCUGGUGGCCGUGCUCCGGGAGGCUAUCAGCCGCACCGCUGAGCACUUCCACUGCCUGGAUCCCCGCAAUGGCGGCACGGAUCUCACUCCAGACUACUCCAUGGAGAGUCAUCAGAGGGACCACGAGAACUUCCUGGUGGUUUCACGAAAUCGCCGCCGGCGGGCCAAGGCCCUGCUGGACUUCGAGCGCCAUGACGACGACGAGUUAGGCUUCCGCAAGAACGACAUCAUCACAAUCGUGUCGCAGAAAGACGAGCACUGUUGGGUGGGGGACCUAAACGGACUGAGAGGGUGGUUCCCUGCCAAGUUUGUGGAGAUCCUUGAUGAGCGGAGUAAAGAGUACUCCAUGGCUGGGGACGACUCUGUGACGGAGGCCAUAACUGACCUGGUGAGGGGUACGCUGUGCCCGGCUCUGAAGGAUAUCUUCCAGCACGGCCUGAAGAAAACCUCCAUACUGGGAGGACCCUGCCACCCCUGGCUUUACAUAGAGGAGGCGGCUAGCAGAGAAGUGGAGAGAGAUUUCAACUCUGUCUACUCCAGACUGGUGCUUUGUAAGACAUACAGACUAGAUGAGGACGGUAAGGUGCUGACUCCAGAGGAGCUGCUCUACAGAGCAGUGCAGUCUGUGAACAUGAGUCACGACUCGGCACACGCGCAGAUGGACGUCAAGUUCCGCUCGCUGCUCUGCGUGGGCCUGAAUGAGCAGGUGCUGCACCUGUGGCUGGAGGUGCUGUGCUCCAGCGUAGGGGCGGUGGAGAAGUGGUACCAGCCCUGGUCAUUCCUGCGUAGCCCCGGCUGGGUGCAGAUCAAGUGUGAACUCAGGGUUCUCUCCAAGUUUGCUUUCAGUCUCUCUCAGGACUGUGAGCUGCCUGCCAAGAAAGAGGAGAACGAGCAGAAACCUCUGAAGGAAGGCGUGCAGGACAUGUUGGUGAAGCACCAUCUCUUCAGCUGGGACAUCGAUGGCUAACACACCCCAGACACACACUGGCCCGUCCAUCCACACACACACACACUCUUUCGCUCCCCCACCCACACUCAAGAACAGCGUCAUUCAGCCGUCUUGUUCGUCAUCAGGAUAGGCACCUGUAGGUAACAGCCCCUCUUGGCACAUAGCACACCUACAUAGCUGGUGUGAACCAUGUCACGAGUAUUUACAGACACGUAGGUCGUGGUGAUCUGCAACUUCUUCAAAACACGCCUUGAAAAUGUUACCGUUGCCUUGCGCCUUACUCUUGUGUAGACCCUAGUCUUUUAAAAGGAAAAAAAAAAAAAAAAAAAAAAACAGGGACCACUGUUGUUGAAUUUGGCAAUGUCUUUCAUGGCACCUUUUUCCGGGUAGGAAACCAUACAUUAUCAAAUCACACUCUCACACAUCCCCCCCUUUUCUGUAUGGCCCGUCUGCGGGGUUUUGUUCUAGCUAAUGCUACACAGCAGACAACCUCCGUUCCCACAGGACAGAACACUGGUGGUACAUCACUCACUAUACAGCUAGGGGGGAUUGCAUCUCAAGGCUGAAUCAAGGCACUUCUGUUUAUCCCUGGCUGGCUGUCGCUCAAGUGGAUGGGAAGAUGAAGGAAGGAAGGAAGGAAGGAAGGAAGACUGCUUAUCUCUGUAUGAGUUUUCAGCCUAUCGGUCCAGUUGCACUGCGUUGACUUUGAACACAGUGAAGGAUUCCUAAGUAGAUCAGUGUCAAAGGCCUUCUGAGUAAGGAGAACUUGCUGAAGAUGCUUAAGCAGUGGUGUUCACAUGUACAUCCUGGUAUGACUGAGGAAAUAUCACUGAGUCUCCGUCCAUAUCUGUUCCAAACAGCUUUACCACUGUCUUUCCUCUGAAUUGUGUAAAAUAUGUAUACAUUUUUUUUGCAAAUGUAGUGAAUGUGGAUUCAUGAUGCAAGUUACACAUGUGGUUUAUACGGGCCAUUUUGCUUGCAGGCUACCCUUCAGGUAAAAAAAAAAAAAAAAAAGGUCAUUUUUGCUGCUCUGUGGACCACAGGUCAGCUAUUGUGAUUGGUUGUUUUGCAUUAUAUGCCUUCAAUGGGGGGGCCCCCCACAGUCACCAGUAUCUCCAGGUGGUUAGUCACUCCACGCUUAAAUACUAAAUCACCUGAGCCAGGGAUUUAUGACCAACCAGAACAAGAACAGCCCAUGGCAUUCCAAAAUGGGUCAGGAAAUGACUUUUGCUACAGUUGUUAAUGUAAUGGACUUUGGACUCCUACUGUAAUGGUUGAUCAGGACCAGAAUAACCCACAGGGCUCUUGAUUGUAUCCCAUUUAGAUGUACAAUAAUUCAAAUCUAUAUGUAUGAGUAAAUAAAGCUGACUGGGUAAAAAAAA
Molecule: messenger RNA, 4124 nt
Organism: Clupea harengus (Atlantic herring)
Lineage: Eukaryota; Metazoa; Chordata; Actinopteri; Clupeiformes; Clupeidae
Gene: sgsm3
Product: small G protein signaling modulator 3
Biological process (GO): regulation of GTPase activity
Molecular function (GO): small GTPase binding; GTPase activator activity
Source: RefSeq, a predicted model, not a curated record